AUGAAAUCAUUCUUCCUCAUGUCGCUGCUGGUCACAGCCUUCAUGAGCCUCAUGUUGGCCACCACCGCUCCACCCAGCCUUCCACUCAACAACCGGCGGGAACUUGCUGAGCAUCCCCCAGUCAAGGGUAACCCCCCAAACACCGGCUAUGCACUAGACUGGUGCAAAUACACAGCCGGAAUGCUAUUCCAGUGGGAUCUCCCGACGUUUAUCAAGCACCGCGAGGCAAACUUCAGCCUCGGACGGCUGACAUGGGACUGGUCGUCGGAUGGGUGUACCCACGUCUUGGACUAUCCAGCCGGCUUCCCAUUAAAGCUGGCGUGCCAGCGUCACGACUUUGGAUACCGGAACUACCAGGUCCAAUUCCAUUUUACCCCGCGUGCUAGAUGGAAGAUCGACGAGAAUUUUCUCAAGGACAUGAAAUUCCAGUGCAUAGGGCACAACAUCUUCAACGCCUGCCACUUCAUGGCACAUCUUUAUCAUUGGGGAGUCCGACACUUCUAUAAAGGCCAUGAGCAAUACCGUGAGAGUGAGCCGUCUCACAAGAUGAUGGACACGAUGGACGCUUCUGAAUCGAUGGACGUGUUUGAUGGGAUGGACGCCGAUGAAGCGAGGGACGCUCUCAAUCCAUAUCUUUCUGAAGAGAAGACCAAAGAGUACUACGAUCGUGCCCUAGCGCGUUACAACAAGUGCGUUGAGGAAGCCAUGGCACAAGGCAUUGACCUUCAGAAAUACUGGGCCGCUUUGUAG
Neurospora tetrasperma FGSC 2508 is the source of this 750-nucleotide messenger RNA. RefSeq lists its product as uncharacterized. The transcript has 2 exons. Bases 1 to 750 code for a protein of 249 amino acids. Gene Ontology annotation, biological process: phospholipid metabolic process; arachidonate secretion. Lineage: Eukaryota; Fungi; Ascomycota; Sordariomycetes; Sordariales; Sordariaceae. Gene Ontology annotation, molecular function: A2-type glycerophospholipase activity. The record is from RefSeq and is a predicted model, not a curated record.